AUGCUGACCCAUGUUCACUAUGGUGGCUGUGGACUCGGUCUUUACAUCUCGCGAGAACUCGCCGAGAAGCAAGGCGGCGAGAUAGGGGUCGCCUCGCAGAAAGGCGCCGGCGCCACCUUCACGUUCUACAUCAAUACUAAGCGCGCGACUGUUGGUAGCUCGUCUACAAUCAAGGACCAGCCUCCUUCAUUACCCCACCCUCAGCAUCACGAUCCGUCCGACCGUACUACCUUGCUAUCAUCUCUAAGUGGAGAGGAUAGAAGCACCACCCCACUAGGCAAGACAGCAUUAACUACAACCUCGAAUACCACCAUCAACAACACAAAACCCCAGAUCCUCCUCGCAGAAGACAAUCUCGUCAAUCAAAAAUUCCUUGCCCGCGGCCUCAAGCGGCACGGUUACGACGUCCUCGUCGCAAACCAUGGGCUCGAAGCAAUUGAGAUCCUCAAGCGCACUGCAUGCUGGAACCACCAUCGAUCCGCUUCCUCCGACGCCACUGCCACUGCCACUACCACCACCACUACCGCCGUCGCUAAUGACAUGAAUGGCGCCGUUCCACAGCCACUCCUCCCGCGUAUCGAUCUGAUCCUGAUGGACUGGGAGAUGCCCGUUCUAGACGGCCUGACAGCCUCGAAACGAAUUCGAGGAUUCGAGGAGGCGGGACUGCUGACGCAUAGGGUCCCGAUUGUUGCGAUCACGGCAAAUGCACGACAGGAGCAGGUUCAACGGGCGCUGGAUGCGGGAAUGGAUGAUGUGCUGCCGAAGCCGUUCUUGGUCAGUGAGAUGGUGGGGAAGAUUGAGGGCUGGCGGGCGAGAAUUGAGAGUGGGACUGCAAGCAGUGCUGGAACGGCUCGGACAGGGGUCUGA
Molecule: messenger RNA, 867 nt
Organism: Cyphellophora attinorum
Lineage: Eukaryota; Fungi; Ascomycota; Eurotiomycetes; Chaetothyriales; Cyphellophoraceae
Exons: 1
Coding region: 1-867 (288 amino acids)
Biological process (GO): phosphorylation; phosphorelay signal transduction system
Molecular function (GO): transferase activity, transferring phosphorus-containing groups
Source: RefSeq, a predicted model, not a curated record